AAAGAAUGAGAAAAUUUUGACAGAGCCGGUUAGACAGCUACCGAAACCAACAAGUGAAACCAAACAAAACGCUUGGUAUUUAACACUCUAAUUCUACAAAAAUGCAGGAGGUUCUUGAGUCAAGAAAUAUAAUUAAAAGCAGAGAAACUCUGUACCGGCUUAUGAUCAGUCAGCUGUUUUACGAUUCGCAUCACAAUUUGGCCGUAGAGCUGUCAAAUAUAAUACGAGCCGAUCCGCCAUGUCCACCCAGCGACAAAUUGCUGCAUCUCACAAUUGAUGCUCUCCAAAAUGAAAUGCCCAAAGAGAAUCUAAACUACAAUGAAUCAUUCGCCGGCAUCGACCUGGAAUACGAAACGGAAGGUUCAUGUUUAGCACCUGAACCGUCAUCCUAUGAAACCGCCUACGUUACCUCACACAAGCAGGCUUGUCGUUCCGGGGCUUUCAGUCACGAUGGUCAGCUCGUGGCGACUGGAAGUGUUGACGCUAGUAUCAAAAUCUUGGAUGUGGACAGAAUGUUGGCUAAAUCGGCUCCGGAAGACAUGGACCCAUCCCGAAUUGGUGAUCAGCAAGGACAUCCAGUUAUUCGUACGCUGUACGAUCAUACAGAAGAGGUUGCUUACUUGGAAUUCCAUCCGAAGGAACAAAUUUUAGCUUCGGCAUCGCGUGAUUGUACCGUCAAAUUGUUCGACAUAUCCAAGGCAUCAGUGAAGAAAGCACACAAAGUGUUCACGGAUGUCGUUGGUGUUCGAUGCCUAUCGUUCCAUCCGACCGGUGACUACAUGAUUGUUGGCACCGAUCACGAAGUAUUGCGAGUCUAUGAUAUCAACACUUCACAGUGCUUUGUGAGCGCGAUUGCAUCCCAGCAACACACUUCCAGCGUGACUUGUGUCAAGUAUGCACUAACUGCUAAAAUGUACGCUAGUGGAAGUUUGGAUGGAUCAAUAAAGUUGUGGGACGUGGUCAGUGGUCGAUGUAUCAACACCUUUUCCCAAGCUCAUGAAGGCGCUGAAGUCUGUUCAGUUACAUUUUCUAAAAACGGAAAAUACCUCCUUUCCUCUGGUAAAGAUUCGCUCGUCAAGCUCUGGGAAUUAAGUACCAGCCGAUGUCUUAUUGCAUACACUGGAGCCGGUACAACCGGCAAACAAGAACACAACACUCAAGCGGUUUUCAAUCAUACCGAAGACUACAUUCUUUUCCCCGACGAAGCUACAACGUCACUUUGCUCAUGGAACUCUCGGAACGCAUCUCGAUUACAUUUGAUGUCAUUGGGCCAUAAUGGUCCCAUACGAUUUAUCAUUCAUUCGCCCACUCAUCCAGCAUUCCUGACGUGUUCGGACGAUUUUCGAGCUCGCUUUUGGUUCAGGCGAACGAAUGCACCAUAAUGGGAGUUGCUUUUAAUGAACUUUAUAAAUUCACGAAAUAUAAAGAUAAAAUGACAAAAUGAA
Messenger RNA from Bradysia coprophila, 1445 nucleotides. RefSeq names its product cleavage stimulation factor subunit 1 Cst50 (gene CstF50). Gene Ontology annotation, biological process: mRNA 3'-end processing. Gene Ontology annotation, molecular function: RNA binding; protein binding. The record is from RefSeq and is a predicted model, not a curated record. Gene Ontology annotation, cellular component: mRNA cleavage stimulating factor complex. Lineage: Eukaryota; Metazoa; Arthropoda; Insecta; Diptera; Sciaridae.